AUGAGUAAUGGACAAACAAUAGAAACAAAAGAUAUUGUGAAAUACAUAUAUCAAAAUAAAAUCAAAUAUGUUGAAUAUCUGUUGCAAAACAAACAAAAAAUCUUCAAUUCAUGGGAUACAAAACAAUUGAAUGGGAGUGAAAUCAUUUCAAAAUUAUUAACAACAGAAAGCAUUAAUAUGCUGAAUCUAAUUCUGAAUCAUAUCAAUGAUAUUGAGAUUACUUCUGCAAACUUGAAAUUAUGCAUUGAAAGGAAACAAAUCGCAAUCUUUAAGACUUUGUAUGAAAGAAUUCCAAAGAAUCAGAUUGAUUUUGAGCAAAUCAUACAACCAGCAGUUUAUUCAAAACAAAAUGAUAUCAUUCAAUACUUAUUAAAUAACGGAUGUCCAGCUGAUGUGAAAAUACAUCAAAGACGUCAAGUUCUAUUAAUUUUCAUAGAAGAAACAGAAUCAGAUCUUUUAACUUACUCAAUAAUUAAUGAAGAAAAAGAAUUGACUGAUUUGUUAUUGAGUAAAGGUGCCAAAAUCAACUUUGAAAAUGAUCUAACUCUCAAUGCAAUUAAAAAAUUAUCAUUCAAUGAUUUCGAAAAAGCUAUAUCAAAAAUGGGAAGGCUUAGUAAUGUCAAGAUUAUAGAUGUUAUGGAUUAUUUGGACAAUGCUCAUAUAAAAUUAAUGAUAAAAUCAGGAGCUAAUUUCAGUGCAACAAAAGAAUACAAAAAGAAUGGGAAAAAUUAUGAAAAAUCAGCUUUGCUCAAUGCAAUUAUCAAAGAAAAUGAGGAACUUAUUGAAUAUUUACUUCAAGUUGGAGCUACUGUUUUCAUCAAUUGUGAAAGGCCGAUGAUUGCCUAUGCACUGGAAACACAUAAUUUUAAAAUUGUAAAAAUGAUAGGAAAUCAGUAUUCUCGUCUUAACUUUCAAGUUAGGAAUCCUUUAAUUCAUCAAGCAAUCAGCUCAGGAAAUAUUGACAUUGUCAAGUAUGUUGUUUCACGAAGAGCUCCAGUCAAUGGACGACAUAAAAAUAAUAAGAAGUAUUCUAUUGACUAUGUUUUUGAAGAAGGAACACAUGAAAUUAUGAAAUAUUUGAUUGAAAAUGGACUGGACAUUUCGAAAUCAAAAUUAUUUUCUAAUGCCUAUCACGCUAUAUUUUGCCGUUGUAAAAUUAACGUAAUAGAAGCGUUGAUUAACAAUCAUUUGUAUGAAUUUGGUCAAUAUCGUUCUGAUAUACCAAAAGUUAUGUACUUGUUGUCAAAAAGUACGAUCAAAAAAAUUGUUAAUAGAUACAAUUGUAUCAAUGAUGUUGAUGAAGAUGGAUAUACAGCUCUAUACUAUUCUAUCAAUUGUCAAAAUCCAAAUUUGGACAUUAUAAAAUACUUACUCGAAUUAGGAGCUGAUCCAAACCAAUACGCGAAAACUCUUUUUGUUGCAAUUAAACAAAUGAAUCCAGAUUUAAUACAAUUAUUGCUUAAAUAUAAUGCGAAUCCAUUGAUCGAUUUUCAUGGUAUGACCCCAAUUGAAUAUUGUAUUUCAAAAGAAUCUAUGAAGAUAUUGAACUUAUUCAUUGAUAAAGUUGGCAUUCAUAAUAUUCGAUAUGAUAAUUUUAUCAAAGCUCUCUUGAAAAAUUCAGAUGACUUUAUCAGAGAAGUCUUUAAUUUCUUGAUUAAUAAUAAGGUUGAUUUGAAUUUUAACACAUAUUCAGCAUUAUACUAUGCAGCAGAUGUGAACAAAUACGAUAUCUUGGUGUUCUUAUUGGAGUCAUUUCAAUUUAAUACAAAAUCAUAUCAGCAAACAAUUACAAAAAUAAUUUGUGAACAAAAUGAUAAAUAUAUAGAUUAUAAUGUUUUGAAUCAGCUUAUUAGACAUAUUGACAGUUUAGACUUUUCAGAUGAAAAAGGACAACCAUUAAUUACGAUUGCAUUACUAAAUAAGAAUAUUAAAUUAGCAGAAUUCCUUCUUAGUAAAGGCGCAUCACUCACUAAAGAUCAGUCAAAGUUAUCAACAUUUCAGGAAUGCUUUUAUCUUGUCAUUCAAAGAAAAUCAAUUGCUUUAUUAAAAGCGUUUUUAGAAUAUAUUGACAUCGUUGAUUAUAAAGCAUUAGUUUAUUCAAUUCAAACUCAAUCAUUAGAAAUAAUUAAGUUAAUCUCGACAAAACAGUUAAUUCCAACUCCUGAAAAUGAUCAUUAUAUGCAGUUAGAAUAUUAUUUAGAUGAGUAUUUUAACAAAGAGAUCCUUGACGAACUAAAAGAUAAAAUUAAAGAUUAUAUUUGUUCUGAUGGAGAAUCACUGGACUAUUCUACUCAUAAUAAUGAAUUAUUUGAUUAUUUUAUCGAUAACUUCGAAUUUGAUCAGAAAAUUAUCGAAGAAAUAAUUGAAGAAUUUGUUAGAAGAAUCAAAAUCCCGCAUAUAUAUGAAAAAUUGUUUAACAAAUUAAAUAAUGUGAACUUCAAAACAUCAGAUGGAUCUCCCAUUAUUAUGUUUAUUGUAAGAUGUCAAAACAUAGAGGCACUUGAAUCACUUUUAAGAAGGAAAGAUGAAAUCCAAUUUGAAAACAAAGAUAUUCCUUUUAUUUUAUUUGAAUUCAUGAAUUUUAGAAAAGAAUACUAUGAUAGGUUUUAUGAUGCUGAUAUGGAAUUACCAUUGAAUACAACUGAUCAGAAGUUUGAUAUCAAACUUGAUGCAUUUGAAUAUUCAAUUAAAAUUAAAUCACUCAAAUUAUAUUCAUUCCUCAAUUCAUAUUCCAAAGAAAAAUUCUUAGGCUUAAAAGCAGCAAUUCAAGGUGAUUUCCUUGAAUUAUAUCAAAAACUAGCGCCAAAUCCUAGCGAAAAGAUUCAAUUACACCUUCAAAUUGCAAUAGAUUCAAAAUCACUUCAAAUUAUUGAUUAUAUUCUUCAAAAAAUCAACAAAAUUGAAUAUGAUACCUAUAUCUUAGCAAUAUGCACUAAAUCGGCCGAAAUUGUUCAAAAACUUCUAAACAAGCAAAUGAUUCCUGAAAAACCGGAAAAUUCAAAACCUUUAUUAUUCGAUCUUGUCAGAUUUUACAACAAAGAUGUUUUUAAUAUAAUGAUUAAAUAUGUUAACAAUUUUCAUGAGCAAAUUAAUUUAGGAGGAAAGAAUUAUAAUAUCGUUCAAAUUGCUUUGCUUGCUAAAUCAGACAAAGAAUGCAUUAAAUUUUUACUUGAUAAAGGAAUCUAUUAUGAUCCUAAAUUUGAUAAACAAGAUGAACCUUUGAAAAUUGCUGCUCAAAAAGCAAUUGGUGUGGACGAAGCAUAUUACAAUGAAAUAUUUGAUCUUCUUCUAAAAUAUAAAUCAAUUGAUCGAAAACUUGGAUUAGAUUUGUUUAAUACUGCAAAUAUUAAUCAUAAUGAUGAGCUUAUUUCAAUAAUGCUCAAAGCGGACAAAAAUAAUGUUAUAAAAAGCAUUAAGAAAGAGCAUGAUGAUUUGCUACUCAGACAAUUAAUGGCACUAAGAGCUGUUCAAUACAAUCAUUAUUACCAUGAUUAUUCUGAUGAUCCAGAUCUUGAAGAUGAUGAUAUGAUUUAUUAUGAUCAUUACCAUGAUAGGUGUUACCAAAGAAAUAGAUACUAUGAUAGCUCAGAUGAUGAUAGCUCAGAUGAUGAUAGCUCAGAUGAUGAUAAUUAUCAUGAUGAAUUUGAUGAUAAUUAUGGACGCUAUUACAUGUAA
Molecule: messenger RNA, 3675 nt
Organism: Trichomonas vaginalis G3
Lineage: Eukaryota; Parabasalia; Trichomonadida; Trichomonadidae
Product: spectrin binding
Exons: 1
Coding region: 1-3675 (1224 amino acids)
Molecular function (GO): protein binding
Source: RefSeq, a predicted model, not a curated record